AGCUGAGACGCGUGAGUGCAUUCUACCGUAUUGAUUCACACGCACACGAACCAUCAAGGGUAUAGCUUUAUUCGACAUUACAGCAAGCAUCAUUACAUAAAAGGAGCAUCCUGUGACUGUGUUGUGGGUUGUUUGAAGAUUUGCCACGUGACAAUAGCUAAGUGUGUAUGAGAGCUGCUCCACCUCGGACUUGCAGAUGGCACAGUACGCUUUGUCCUCUUGUUCAGUACGUCCUACAGGCGGUCGAGGGGCGCUUGGAGAGGUCCCUGGAGGCCAUAUCGAAGACUCUAAGGCAAUGUUGUGGUGAUGACUGUGACUAGGAAUAAGCAGAGACCACCAUUAGCAAAAAUAUCCGAGAAAAGAGGAGGCAGCCAAACAUAUAUCCAGAAGUUGUUGGAGUACCUAAAAGACUAGGAGCUGUGACUAGUAGUGUUGGCCUGCCCCCAUGAUUUGAAUGCUGAGAUGUCUGAAAACACUACUUGUCCAGGGUUUUUCUCCCGGCUGAUGUUCUCAUGGCUCAGUCAGGCUAUAGAUAAGGGAAACGAGCGACAAUUAGACAUUAUUGACUUGCCCGUAUUGGACGGUGUGGACUAUCAAUGCGAGAAUUUAACCAAGAGACUUGAACACUGUUGGCAGAGUGAAAAAGCUAGCGCCAAAAUUCACCAGAGGAAGACAAGUAUAUGGAACGCCGUAUUUCGUUUGUUUCCACUUCGGGAGUUCGGGCCAAUAAUUUUGCUCCAGUUUUUGUAUUCGAUUUCGCUGUGUGCAGUUCCAUUCUUGCUGUACUGCUUGUUGUUGGAGUUGUCCCUUCCUUUGCCUAGUAAGACUACAGCCUCGCUCUUGGUGGUAGGAAUGUGUGUUACUGCUUGGAUGAGAACGGUGUUCAUUUGCCAUAGAGACGCACUGACAAAUCGACUUACUAUCAGAACCAUGUCAGCAAUUUCAGGGAUGGUGUAUAGAAAGAUGAUUCGCCGGGGCAGCCGACACGUCACCUCCGGUCACGUGGCAACUCUGUUUGGCACCGACAUCGAGUCGUUCAAGGAGGGGCUUUCUUACCUUCCAGCAGUGAUUGGAGCGCCUGUUUGCAUGUUGAUGAUUAUUUCGGUCUUGGUAUGGGUUGCAGGUUGGCCGGCGAUGAUGGGUGUGAUCGCAACAGCGGUUUUUAUUAUUUUACAAAGCCUGGUCAUCCAGGCGUCUCAGUAUUACCGUGCCAGGACAGUUCCCGUGACGGACACGCGCAUCACGCUCAUCAGUCAGAUCAUCCGGGGUAUCCGCACCAUCAAGAUGCACGCGUGGGAGAAGCCCUAUUAUCAAGCUGUGCACAAGAUAAGAAAAUCUGAGAUGCACCUUCUAGCCAAAAAGUACAGCCUUACUGCACUCUUUGAGGCGUUCUACUGCUCCACCAUCCCAACACUGUGCGUUAUGCUCUGCUACAUCUUCACCGACAGACGUCUAGACCAGGCCGUCAUCUUCACGGUGCUUGCCUACUUUAGCCAUCUGAGAAUGGUUGCAAAUUACAUCUCUGCUAUUGCAAGGCAAAAAGUGACAGAUAGUGUAGUUUCCAUGUGGAGGAUCGAAGCCUUUUUAAUGGAUGAUAGAGUCGAAGAUGACAACCAGUCAAUAAAUCCGAAUCCCCUUAACAUCGAGAGCUUCAAUGGAAAGGGUUAUCAAGAUUUCGAAAAAGUCAAGUUACCGGUUAUUCGUGUUUCACAGAAAGGCAUCACCAGUUACGCGGGCGAUUUAAAGAUUCUCCAAGACAUCGAACUUGACGUGUCUGGCUCUUGUCUUGUCGUUGUGGUAGGUCCAGUUGGUUCAGGAAAAUCCACGCUUCUAUCCACCAUUUGUGGUUUGGAGCCGGGCUUUGUAGGCUUUUUAGAAAGGAGAGGAACUAUUGCCUACGUUCCACAGGUACCCUGGAUAUUUCAAGGAACAAUUCAGGAGAAUAUAACAUUCAAUGCCCAAUACGAUGCUACAAAAUACGAGAGGGUUGUUGACGCAUGUGAUCUCACGGUGGAUUUAAUGACAUUUCCUAACGGCGACUUGUCAGAGAUUGGCGAGCGCGGUGUUGCUCUGAGCGGUGGUCAGCGGGCUCGUGUCAGUUUGGCACGCGCGCUGUACCUGGAUGCAGAUAUUUAUGUUCUAGAUGACCCUCUAAGCGCACUGGAUUUCAAAGUGAGAAGACGCGUCUUUCAACGGUGCAUUUGCGAGCUGCUAAGAGACAAACUUUGUAUUCUUGUGACACAUGACUUUGGCUGUAUCGAGAAAGCCGAUAAAGUUGUUAUCAUGGAGGGAGGAAAAAUAGUCAAGCAGAGUAUUUACAAGGAAUAUAUAGAUACUCAAGAAAGUAGAAUGACUCAAGACAAGGGCAAGGAUGGUGAUUGCGGUGAUGAUGAUGAUGACAAUGGUCAUGAUGUUGAUUUUGAUAGUGAUGGCGGUGAUGAUGUUCGUGGUGAAGGUUAUGGUGGAGAUAAUGGUGGAGAUAAUGAUGAUAUUGAUAGUUAUUAUAAUGUAUGUGUAGUGGUGGGCGAUAAUGAUGGCAUCGAUAGUGACGAUAAAACGAAGAAAGCUGUAGGAGGGGAGAACAUGUCCACGUUAACUGAAAAGAGGGAUAUUGGGACAGUCGUGUGGCGUACAUACUGGGCAUACCUUCGCGGUGGAAUCUCUGUGCCGGUCAUUAUCUCACUUGGACUCUUCGCUUGCCUCACUCCAGUUUUGGGCGUUGCCCCUAACUGGGUGCUUGCACGGUGGGCCCACUUGUCGUGGUCCAAUCCCGACCAGCACUGGAUCAUCAUCACCUACAUACUCCUGACUGCCAUAGCGGAUAUCUGUCGCUACAUUCUCGUCGCUGCCGCGUGUAUAACCGUUCUUCUCUGCAACUCAAGACAUCACAACAAAAUGGCAGAAUCCCUGCUGCACGCCCUUGUCCAGUUCUUUGAUAGAACUCCUACUGGAAGAAUAAUCAAUCGCUUUUCUGCCGAUGUCGGUCGGAUCGAUAAUGAGCUGCCUAUGAAGUUUAGUUGGCUAGUUAUUGGACUCGAUAUUGUGGUAUAUACCAUUGUCCCUACAUUUGCAAACUAUUGGCUUGCAAUUGUGGUCAUUCUUCCACUUUUCUUAUUUGUUUAUUACGGAGUAAGGUUCCAAAGAGCUCUCUGUGAAUCUACGAGGCUCGAAUCACUUGCCCGGUCCCCUGUCUUUUCCCACAUCGAUAAUACUGCUGAGGGGCUGAACACUAUCCAUUUGCACGGCGCCAGCGACGUAUUCGUCAACAAGAUGUACAGGUUUCAGGACAACCUUUCUAGGACACGCUACACGGCGAGGCAAAUGAUCUUUUGGCUGCAGAUGCGCGUGUUAAACAUUGGAAUCAUGUUCCUGCUUGGUUCCAGCCUCGUCAUCGUCUUACUUUCCACGUCCGUGGGUUUUGUGGGAAUGGCAAUAUCGUAUGUAGACACCAUGUUGAUUGAAGUACCGUACUUUCUCAAAGCCUUUGGAGAUGUACAAAGCACGAUGACUUCAGUGCAAAGAAUACUAGAAUACUGCGGGCUCAAGCCUGAACUGGCCUAUCAUAUCAAAGAAAAGCCACCACGUGACUGGCCUCACUAUGGGGCUUUGACCUUCAGUCACGUGUCUCUGCAAUAUUACAGCGGCGGACCUCGGGUCUUGAAAGAUGUUUCAUUUAGCAUCGAGCCUAGGCAGAAAUUCGGCAUCGUGGGGAGGACUGGCGCUGGCAAGUCGUCCAUUGUAGCCUCGCUAAUGCGCAUGCCUGAGGCUACAUUCGGGAUACUCAUUGAUGAUGUUGACAUUCGCGGGCUCAAUCUUCAGUCUACAAGAGAAGUUGUUUCAGUGAUUCAGCAGAGUCCGGUGAUGUUUUGCGGCUCCAUCAGAAAUAACCUCGACCCACUGGACAUGUACACGGAUGACGAGAUCUGGAUUGCUUUACAUGACGCUCAACUUGGGUCUCUGGUGACGAGUUUAGAUGGAAAACUUGAAUAUCAUAUCCAAGAGGGCGGCUCAAACUUUAGCGUUGGUGAACGACAGCUGUUUUCACUUGCGAGAGCGCUGCUGCACAAGAACAAGAUUAUUGUGAUGGACGAGGCGACGGCUAAUGUGGACCCACAGACGGAUCACAUGAUCCAGACCACCAUCCGAGACAAGUUCAAGGACUGCACCGUGCUCACCAUUGCUCACCGACUCAGCACCAUCAUGGACUGUGACCGCAUCAUGGUGCUACACGAUGGACAAGUGGUGGAGAUGGGCACCCCUCAGGAGCUGAUGGGAAAAGCUGACGGCUGGCUCGCUCAACUAUGGCAACAUUCACACUAAUGGUAUACCUGUGGCGAUGUCAAACAGGAUGCCCGGAGAUGGAUGCCUUUGGCGCUGAUAAAAAAAAAGCUGACUGCUGGCCCACUUAACUAUAGAAACAGUCACACUGAUGGGAUACCUGUGAAGAUGUUCCACAGGUAGUCCAUGAAUAUGGGCACCCCUCAGGCCGCUGAUAGGAAAGAUUGACGGAUCGCUAGCUCUACUAAGGCAACAUUCACACUAAUGGGUUACCUGUGGCAAUGUACCACAGGCAGUCUACUAAAGCAACGUUCAAACUAAUGGGAUACCUGUGGCGAUAUACCGCAGGCAGUCCAUAAAUUUGGGCACCACUCAGGCCGCUGAUAAUAAAAGUUGACGGCUCGCUUGGUCGACUUUGGGAGCCUUCACUGUGAUGGAAAGUAAAAAUGUUUUGGAUCGGACAGUGAAAAGAUUUACGCCACGUACAGCUCACUUAUAUAUAGACUGAAAAAUAUCGGGGUCUUUUUUACGCUUGCGUCUCUUGGGAAUAGGUAUGUUGUCAUACACCUUUUGCUUUUCAUUACCGAGAAAUACGCAUGCAUUUUUGCCAAAAUUACAAACAUUCACGCCGAUGUACUUUCAUUUAAGCGAAAGUAAAAUCAUUUGAACUAAAACGAAAUACAUUAACGAACUUUACAUAAUUGAGUGAACACAAUUGCAUUUUCUUCACAUUCAUUUACACUAUUCGACAACCAGGAAUAAAAAAUCUAUUUUCAUUUGCGCGUUGAUACAUAACAAUAACACAAACAAAAUAUCAAUAAUACGAGAACUCGCAAUCAAUACAGUGAACGAAACAUUCAUUAACAUUUUUAUUACAGCAAGUGCAAACAAUAGUAUUUUGUGAAAGUCAUUUGCGUGCUUCUUACAAACGUUAGCGCCUCCGUACAAACAAUAAGCCCUUUAUGACAAACAAUAUCCUAAAAUAAUUAUUCAAUUAUUAUUAAUUAUUCAAUUAUAGGUAAAUGUAUUUGUAUUAACCACGCACAGCUCGUUGAUGAAAACAAUUUUGGAGACAUUUUCGCAGUCUACAAAUGCCAUGACUGGUCUAGCCAUCAGAUAAGUUCAACCUAUCAGGCAAGUCUAUAUGCAAAACAAACAAGGAACUCGCGCAAACUAAUCUCCUUUUUCUAGAAGUAAAGAAAUCGUUUGGCAAAAAGUCAUUUCCUUUCAGCGCCACAGUUUUGAACAAUCUGACGUGUAACAGGAAAAACAUCUUAAUUUAUCUCAGAAUUUAAAUACGGGCUACAGUUAUAUAUUCUAUUCGCUAAUUAGAAAUUUUUCAUGUUUCAUUUAUUUAAUUGAUUGUAUUGCACGAGGGCCACUUUUAUUUUAUCAUCGUUAUUACUAAUAUUUUUGUCGUUGUUGUUAUUGUUAAUUACUUCCAGGAAAUUGGUGCGAUCUCAAUGUAAUUAACAUGGAUAAAAGAUCUUUGUUGAUUCGGAUCCAUUGCUAAACGAAUAAAAAGCCAGUUGUCA
Molecule: messenger RNA, 5813 nt
Organism: Nematostella vectensis (starlet sea anemone)
Lineage: Eukaryota; Metazoa; Cnidaria; Anthozoa; Actiniaria; Edwardsiidae
Product: ATP-binding cassette sub-family C member 4
Exons: 11
Coding region: 463-4320 (1285 amino acids)
Biological process (GO): transmembrane transport
Cellular component (GO): membrane
Molecular function (GO): ATP hydrolysis activity; ABC-type transporter activity; ATP binding
Source: RefSeq, a predicted model, not a curated record